CCCAAGACAACAAUUAUACAAGAUGGUGGCAGGAAGUAUUGAAAUAUGUUUUUAUAACAAAUUAUAGCUAUUUAUUAGUAUUUAUUACUGUCGACUAGAUUAAAAUGAAUGUGAAGUAAUUAUAAAAUGUAUGUGUUGAAACUUUGAAAAUUCGUCAGUCACCAAACCGAUUAUUAAGCAGUUUACAAAGGUAAAAUUCUGAACAUAGCUGUGUUACAGAAUGGUGUUGACAGACCUACCAUUUGACAGGUGCAAGCUGCUGCAUAAUCGUUACCAGCUCCUUAAGAGACCUCUGAGUGCUCCAGGUCUCACACCGGAGGAGCAGACAGAUGCUGCUGAGGAGAGCAAAGAUUACGCAGCUUUUCUUAAAGCCCAAGAAAGAAAUGUUGGCCCAGGAGGUUUUCUAGACUCCACCAGGUACAGCUACACCUACACCUUGAAGAAAGACAAGCAGCCCUCCCGUCCAAGGACUAGAAGUGACACCACUAUCAACAAUGUGCUUUUGUUUUCUGAGCGAGUCAAACAAGAUGAGAGAGAGUAUGAAAAAAAUAUUAAAGUUAUUGAGGAUCAUAUGUGGCUACACAAGCAAGAGGAGAGGGAGUUGAAGCGGAUAGAGGGAGACAUCCUUAAACAACAGAGAGCAGUCAGACACACACUCAGAGAUUAUGAAAAUGCUGUAAAUAAAAAGAAACUGCUAGAGGAGAAACAACUGAACCAGUCCCUCCAGCGCUUUACUCAGAUGUCCAGAGACCAUCUUCACAAACAGGAAGAGGAGAUAAGACAUUGUAUGAUUGCUAAUGUAGCAAAUUCUCAAGCCCAAAAAGGCUCAGAGAGAAGGGGAUAUUUAAAACUAUCUGAGUUGGAGCAUUUGUAUGCUGUUAAAAAAGCUGCCAUCCAUCUGAAGAGGUCCGAGGUCAUGAGGCUGGGCCAGGAGUUUGAAGUUAAACUCAGACAAAAAGAAGAAGAACAGCACAGACUGAAGCAAGAGUUGUCUGAUCUUGCCAUCCAAUUGAAUCUUGAGGCACAGAAGGCAAGAGUUCAGAAGUUUGAGUUCAAAAGAAACCAAGUAAAAAAGAAAACUGAGAAAAUCCAAGAUGACUUGGAGAUGACAAGAAGUUUGGAGCAGAAAUUACUUAAAAGUGACAGUGAUAUCAAGAGCUGCUUGAUGAACAAAGGCCAGCUAGAUGCAGACUUAGCCCUCACUAAAUCUCAUUUAGACAUUAAAAAAAGGGACGAGCAACGUCAUUUAACAGACACUCAGAUGCAACUGGGUAGCACAGCUGAUGCGCAGAGAAAACUCAACUUCUCUGCAGUCAGCGCUGGAAUGGACCUCACUGCUAAACGUAUAGCACAGCAAGUAGAGGUCCACAAUCAGCGCAGGACAGACAGGCUGGCUGCUGAGUUGACAAGGAAAAAGGAAACAGAGCUGGCCAAGCAGCGUGGAUGUGAGCAGAACUUCAAAGAGAGACAACUGGAGGAACAGAGACACAAACACCAAGAUGCCCUCCUCUUUUUCCAGAAAAUGGUGACCAAAGGUCAGGACAAAGAGCUGCUGCUACACACCAAGGUGCGCACUGCAGAACUCUCUAGACAACAGCAGGAACACAAAGUGCAGCGUCUGCAGCAAGAGUUGGCAGACGUGAAGAGGCUCAAUGCCAGCAAGCUGAAGGGGGAGAUUGUUGAGAGAAGCUUAGAGGAGCAGGAACUGGAACGAAGUUUACUCAAGGAAAAGGCGCAGCUUGAGAAGGUGAAUGCCGUGCGUACUGAGAGCUACCAGAAGCUGCUGGCCCAUAGAGCCAGGCUGCUGGAAGACAGACACUUGCUCCACGAACAUCUGACAGCACAGCAGCGACUUCUUAGAAUUGGCUCUAGGACAGACCUCAGAGCUUAAAGCUCUGCUAAAGGUUCAGUUGCUUGAGUAUUGAAAGACAUUGGAAAGGCCUAAAUGAUCAAAGCGUUAAUUUAACUGAUUCUUUGUUGUGCCCUACUUGAAUUGAUGCUGCGGUGCCCAACUUGAUGCUGUG
This is a messenger RNA of Physella acuta, 2024 nucleotides long. Its product is annotated as trichohyalin. Lineage: Eukaryota; Metazoa; Mollusca; Gastropoda; Physidae. The record is from RefSeq and is a predicted model, not a curated record.